AUGAGCUCAUUCCCGAAGAUUCAACGCGUGUUAGUCAUCUUGCUACUACUCCUCAUGUUGGCGUUCUACCUUUGGCCCAAUUCCAAGGUAAACGGCGGCACGAGCAUCGCGAUACUGAGCAUGACCACCGGGGRGACCAGCUAUGACUGGAUGUCCAUAUCCAACAAGCACGAGUAUGCUGCAAAGCACUCAUACGACCUCAUCUGGAGUUUCACGGCGUCGACAGUAGCUGCAAACCAUGCCAAACCAUGGGCCAAGCUCGACAUGAUCCGGGAUGCCGUACAAGUAACAAGUUCCGGCCAGAAGAGCUACGAGUGGCUAUGGAUGCUGGACUACGAUACUUUGAUCACAAACCCAGAGAACCGCAUUGAAGACAUCAUCGAACAGAGUCUCCAACUCGCGAAGACUGAAGGUAAAGACCGAGACUCAAUCCAGCUCAUUCUCACUCGAGACUGCGAACCCCUCAAUGCGGGCAGCUUCUUCGUCAGAGUCUCCCCUGGGAUGCUGGAGUUCAUUGAAGAGUGGCGGAGCGGACAGCAGCCCAAUACCCCAGAACGAACGGAGCAGGACGUGCUGAGGGACAUGCUUCUUGACAAUGUUCUUGGCAUGGAGGAUCGGAGUGUUUUUGUGCCGCAGACCAUGUUCAAUGCGUACCCAGAGGRGCUGGAUCACUGUCGUGACCCGAGAGAUUCAAAGUCGUGGGAGGGGGGUAUGUUUGUGAUACAUUUCCCCGGAGCGAAUUGGUGGUUGAAGGAGGACGAUGCUGUGGGAAACUUGAUGCGGAAGUACUUCGCAAGAGCGUUUUCGGAAAUACCACUCGGCUGA
Molecule: messenger RNA, 825 nt
Organism: Ramularia collo-cygni
Lineage: Eukaryota; Fungi; Ascomycota; Dothideomycetes; Mycosphaerellales; Mycosphaerellaceae
Exons: 1
Coding region: 1-825 (274 amino acids)
Biological process (GO): protein N-linked glycosylation
Cellular component (GO): Golgi membrane
Molecular function (GO): glycosyltransferase activity
Source: RefSeq, a predicted model, not a curated record